This is a messenger RNA of Chironomus riparius, 1368 nucleotides long. The record is from the annotation of a GenBank genome assembly. Lineage: Eukaryota; Metazoa; Arthropoda; Insecta; Diptera; Chironomidae.
AUGAAGUUAAUUAAAAUUUUUGUGAUUUAUUUGGUUUUAAUUUUAGGUUUAUUUAAAGGUUCAAUUUCUUAUUUUACUCAUGAUAGUGAUUCGGAAGAAAUAAACCGAAACCUAGAAAGAUUUUUUAAAGGAUAUAAUAAUAACAAAAAUACACAAUAUGAGUUCCUAGGAAUUGAAAACAUCAACUCUACUCGUAUUACUGAUAAUGAAAUUGAUUCACAUAGAAAUCAAUCGUCCCUUGUUGUGUCUACUGAUAAUGCAAAUGAUGAGGAAAUUUCUACAACAAUUUCAAUCGAGAAUAUUUCAAUCAGUAAAAAUUUUAAUUGGAUUCCUUAUGAGUCUUCUAUGGGAGUUGAAUUUAUUCCUUCAAAUGCAGUAAUUGCUGGUUUUGAUAUCAAUAAAUUAGAUUUGUAUGUUAUACGGACAUACGAUGAGAACGAAGAAUCCUUCAAAGUUGGAAAGUAUUCAGCGCUCAAUGAGUAUGCAUCAGUUCUGGAUGGAAAUGUCGAAAGGAAAUUAAAUUCUUUUGAAAUUUUACAAAGUAUGAGUUACGAAUGGAGCGAUGAUGUACAUAACAAAGAAAAUGCAAUAAUUGCAGGCCUUGAUUUUAAAAGAAGAGAAAUUUACAUCUGUAGAGCAUUAUUGCAAAUUUAUUUACGGAGUACAGGAUUCCGAACAUCAUGGACCCCUGGUGAAUUGAGAUCAGAUGGAGUUUGUGCUGUAGGCUUUGAUGGGAAAAUUCAAAAAUUUAAAAAUUUUCAAAUUCUUAAAAAAACUAAACAGAAUGAUUCAUCAUCUGAGAAUGUAAUUGAUUAUGUUGAUGGAAGUUUUAUUUUAGAUCCAGAAACAAACAAAGUUUUGAAUUAUUUCCUGACAGCUUACAAACAAGAGAGAAAACCAGUUCCAACAAUAAACACAAGUACUGUAAAUCUAAAAUCAACAACAUUAAAACCUGAAAAAUACAAAUGGAUAUCUUGGUAUGAAAAAGCAACAAACAUUCCAGAUGAUGCAGUUUUAGGUGGUAAAGAUGUUGACGGCAGUUUACUAUACGUUAUUAGAGUUGGCAAUAAGAACAAACAUCUUUAUGGAAAGUUUGCGAUUAAAAGGCAAAAUGCCUAUGUUCUAAAUGAAAGUCAAGAAUUUGGUGUCAUCACUUUUGAUUUGUUAACUGCAGAAAAAUAUUUAUGGUGUAAUAAUAGACUUUUCAAUCAUACUAGCGACUUAUCAAUUUGUAGAGCAAAUGCUAUGGAAUCAGUUAUUCCAGGAUUUUUAUUGCCAAAUCAAAUUUGUAGAAUCGGAUUUGAAUGGAAAAGCUAUGAAUAUGAUGAAUAUGAAGUUUUAAAAAUUGGUGACAAAUGCGAGGUUUAG